CUUUUUAAUCCUCUCCUCGGCACCGCACUGUGACAGUUAAGCAUACGGACCUAACCAACCUUCAUUCAAUUACCUGAACUAUGGGGCCGACAGGUGAGGUGGUGUUUGGCAGUCCGGCGCCGGUCUGCUCUGAGAACCGGCUGCGCUGGGACCUGAGCCCCGAGCAGAUCCAGCAGCUCUCCGACGAUCUCAUCGCCAACACCAAGACGGUGUACGACCGCGUUGGAGCGCUGGACCUCGACAGCGUCACCUUCGAGAACACGCUGAAGGCCCUCGCUGAUGUGGAGGUCACCUACACCGUCCAGAGGAACAUGCUGGACUUCCCACAGCACGUGUCUCCCUCUAAGGAAGUACGAGCGGCGAGCACUGAUGCUGACAAGCGCCUGUCAGAGUUUGACGUGGAGAUGAGCAUGAGGGAGGACGUCUACCAGAGGAUUGUUGCUCUGGAGAAGAAAAUUGACGGUGAGAGCCUCACCCCAGAAUCCAAGCGUUACAUGGAGCGACUGAUCAAACUGGGGAGGAGGAACGGCCUCCACCUUCCCACAGAGACACAAGCGGAGAUCAAGAACAUCAAGAAGAAGCUGAGUAACCUCUGCAUCGACUUCAACAAGAACCUGAAUGAGGACACCACCAGCCUGUCGUUCAGCAGAGAAGAGCUGGGUGGCCUGCCCGAGGAUUUCCUGAGCUCUCUGGAGCAGGACGGAGAAAAGCUGAAGGUGACUCUGAAGUAUCCUCACUACUUCCCCACCAUGAAGAAAUGCUUCGUCCCUGAAACACGCAGGAAGCUGGAGGAGGCCUUCAACUCCCGCUGCAAAGAGGAGAACUCUGCCAUCCUGAAGGAGCUUGUCGAGCUUCGCGCUCAGAAGAGUUCUCUGCUUGGCUUCAGCACCCACGCUGACUUCGUUCUGGAGAUGAACAUGGCCAAGUCUGGGAGGAAGGUGGCCAGCUUCCUGGAGGAGCUGGCUCGUAAGCUGAAGCCUCUGGGUGAUGACGAGCGCUCGGUCAUCCUCAAACUGAAAGAGAAGGAGUGUCUGAAGAGAAGUCUGCCCUUUAAUGGAGAGCUGCACGCCUGGGACACUCGCUACUACAUGACUCAAGUGGAGGAGACCCAGUACGCCGUGGAUCAGAACCUGCUGAAGGAGUAUUUUCCGAUGGAGGUGGUGACUCAGGGUCUUUUGGACAUCUAUCAGGAGCUGCUCGGUUUGUCCUUCGAGCUCGUGGAUGGAGCGCCCGUGUGGCACCCUGACGUCACCCUGUACUGCGUGAAGGACCGCAACAGUGGUCAGGUGGUGGGCCAGUUCUACCUGGACCUCUAUCCCAGGGAGGGGAAAUACGGCCACGCUGCCUGUUUUGGCCUGCAGCCCGGCUGUCUGUUACCUGAUGGCAGGCGUCAGAUGUCUGUGGCCGCCAUGGUUGCCAACUUCAGCAAACCCACAGCCGACGCCCCGUCGCUCCUGCAGCACGAUGAGGUGGAGACGUACUUCCACGAGUUUGGGCACGUCAUGCACCAACUUUGUGCUGAGGCAGACUACGCCAUGUUCAGCGGGACUCACGUGGAGCGGGACUUUGUGGAGGCCCCGUCUCAGAUGUUAGAGAACUGGGUGUGGGAGCGGGAGCCUCUCCUGAGGAUGUCCAGACACUACAAGACCGCGAACCCCAUUCCUGACGAGCUGCUCGAAAAACUCAUCAAGUCCCGCCUCGCCAACACCGGCUUGUUUAACCUGAGGCAGAUCGUCCUGGCUAAAGUGGACCAGGCUCUGCACACCAGGAAUGGGCUAGACCCUGCCGAGGAGUACGCACGCCUCUGUCAGGAAGUCUUGGGAAUCCCGGCGUCACCAGGGACCAACAUGCCGGCGACCUUCGGCCACCUGGCGGGCGGUUAUGAUGCUCAGUAUUACGGUUACCUGUGGAGUGAGGUGUUCUCCAUGGACAUGUUCUUCGCUCGCUUCAAACAGGAGGGAAUCAUGAAUCCAAGGGUGGGCCUGGACUACAGGAGGUACAUCCUGCGGCCUGGCGGCUCCGAGGACGCCUCUGAGAUGUUGAGGAACUUCCUCGGGCGGGAGCCGAAACAGGAAGCGUUCCUUCUGAGCAAAGGACUAAUGGUGGAGCAGCAGCAGCAGCAGCAGCAGCAAACCAGCACGCCGUGUCCCUGCUGACCAAUCACAGCAGCCGGAUCUGCUCCGCAACCCACCACACUAAGAGAGAACAAGGGACUGAGGUUUUCUAGAAAAAACUGUAAAAUGUUACAAAACACGGUUAAAAAUCAGCAGUAAAUAAACGAUUUGAGGUGAAGUCUGCUGUGUCCAUGUGACUGGUGUGUGAAGGAAACGUAUGUGGACGUUUUGAGGUGUAAAAUAAAAAAACUUCAAAACAAAGAAAAGAUUCGAAAAAAACCCCCUUCAAAAUAAAGCACAUUCAAAAAUAAACCCUUCAAAGUAAAGCACAGAUUUUUAAAAAAAACCCCACAAACGAUAUAUUUGCAACAAACCUUUAAAAAAGCAUAUCCUAAAAACCCCUUCAAAAUAAAGCAUCCAUCUCUUCAUACAUCUCAAACAGGACACUAGAAUAAAACAUGGAUGCUUAACCAAAUCUUGAAAACCACAUUUUUUUAAGCUAACCCUUCAAAAUAAAGCACAGAAUCUAAACCAAGCCCUCAAAGCUAAGCUAGAUUCUCUACUAAACCAUCAAAAUAAAGCAGAUUCUAAAACUAA
Cheilinus undulatus (humphead wrasse) is the source of this 2711-nucleotide messenger RNA. It is a transcript of the gene thop1, whose product is annotated as thimet oligopeptidase 1. NCBI's taxonomy places the organism in Eukaryota, Metazoa, Chordata, Actinopteri, Labriformes, Labridae. Gene Ontology annotation, biological process: peptide metabolic process; proteolysis. Gene Ontology annotation, cellular component: mitochondrial intermembrane space. Bases 81 to 2156 code for a protein of 691 amino acids. The record is from RefSeq and is a predicted model, not a curated record. The transcript has 14 exons. Gene Ontology annotation, molecular function: metalloendopeptidase activity.